AAGAAAGAAAAAGAAAAAAAAAGCGAGAGCCGAAUUACGAAAAGUACCAAAUAUAGCGGGAUAGGGAAAUUUGGUUUUGGAAUUUAGGGCCACUUCGAGCCUUCGAGGUGUAUUGCAUAUAAAUAAAGAGGAGAGUUGGUUCGUUAACGGAAUUGGAUUUGCAGGUUAGCCUCGCUCGCUCCCUCGCUUAAAGAUCUUCUGUGUUCGUUGCGUUACAUGGCAUAUCGAAGAAAACAAGGGCUUUCAAAGGCAUCGACCUUCAAAGAAGAAAUUCGACACUCACCGGAUAGCCCUUCUUCGUCUCUUGCCGCUCAAGCGAUCCGAGCCUCAUCUGCUCAUCUUGAAUCGUCUCUAUCAUUUGCUUAUGGAGAAUCUGCUCUUGCCUCCGCUCGCCGAGAAUCAAACCGCCACCGAUCUUCUCCGUCCAGACAGGAUUCACCAUCCUAUGAAUAUACGUCCAUGAAAAGUCCAAAUGAAUCAAAAUUUGGAUUUUGGGGUGUCCUAGCCAGAAAAGCUAAAUCGAUUCUUGAAGAUGAUAACAUGACUAACCAACUUGAAACUCCUGGUAAAACAAGGCCACAAAUGCAUGAUAUAUCAACAGGUGGACAGCUUCAUCAGUCACACCAAUCACCAAAGGGCUCUCGGAAAAUAGAGAGUCCCAGAUUUCAGAAGGGUUUAGAUGCAAUUACUUCUUCUCUUAAUUACAUUGGUGAUACGAUAGGAAAUGCUUUUGAAGAGGGUAUUUCCAUAGUAGAGAAUAAGACUGCAGAUAUUAUCCAAGAAACACGUAAAAUAAAUAUGCGGAGAAAGGCAAGCGGCUCCUAUGCACAGAGUCCAACUGCAAAUGCGUCCUCUUCAUUGCAGCAACCCCAGAUGCAAACUGACCUUGAAAUCCAACUGAAGGCAUCCCGCGACGUUGCAAUGGCAAUGGCUGCCAAAACUAAGCUUCUUUUACGUGAACUGAAAACUGUUAAAGCAGAUCUUGCUUUUGAAAAGGCGCGAUGUGCCCAGCUGGAGGAGGAGAACAGAAUUCUUAGGCAGAGCCAUGAAAAGGGAGACAACCCUGAUGAUGAUGAUCUGAUACGGCUCCAACUUGAAACACUUUUGGCUGAGAAGGCUCGUUUAGCGCAUGACAACUCGAUAUAUGCCCGUGAAAACCGCUUCCUAAGGGAAAUUGUGGAAUACCACCAGCUCACCAUGCAAGAUGUUGUCUACGUGGAUGAAGGCAUUGAAGAGGUCACAGAAGUUUGUCCCAUCUCAAUCCCCAUGUCGUCAUCCACAGAAGGACGUUCCAUCCCCAAACCGCCUCCGCCUCCACCCCCUCCCCUACCCCAUGAAUUGCUUCCGAAUGUAAGCCCCGUUUUGACCAAGGACAUCUUCCCUGUGCCCCCAACGCCUGCAGUGGACACACAGGUUACCCGCGGUUUGGCCUCAUCAAAUUCCUUCCCACCUUUUCCUGUGGAUGAACUGAAACGACAGUCCUCUGUUUCAUCUGUCUGAACCAAAGUUGCCUUUUGUUUUCAUCGGGGGUUGAUCAUUGGUGUAUGUAACAUUAUUUUUAAAUUAUUUCAUUUUUAUUUCUGUGCUUUUUCUUAUUGUAUUUUAUCAUUCUUUUGGCAUCUGGAACUGUGUAUUAGAAUUUUGGGUGCUUGUUUUACUGUAAUAAUAUGAUAAUGAUCUGGUUGAGUGGUUGUA
This is a messenger RNA of Nelumbo nucifera (sacred lotus), 1695 nucleotides long. Its product is annotated as heat-inducible transcription repressor. Lineage: Eukaryota; Viridiplantae; Streptophyta; Magnoliopsida; Proteales; Nelumbonaceae. The record is from RefSeq and is a predicted model, not a curated record.